UGUACCUGAUGAUCAGUUGAGGUGGACGUUUGUGGAGCUGGAGUUUACGACUUUUCUCAUGCAUUAAUGUAUUCACAAGCAACCGCCGACUGAUAAUUCGCUCAGGACCAUCUUGAACCAUUCAGUGCCGUUGACUCAGAGAGUUCCUUCAGCUUCUUCAUUUCCGUCAUCUUCCAGACAUCGAUAAUGGCCGGCAAAGGAGAAUGUUCAGCAAUAGGGAUUGAUCUGGGGACGACGUACUCGUGCGUGGCAGUGUGGAAAAAUGGUGGAGUAGAGAUCAUAGUGAACGAUCAGGGUAAAAGGACGACGCCGUCUUAUGUUGCCUUCACUCACAAAGAACGUUUGGUCGGUGAUGCAGCUAAAAACCAAGUCCACAGGAACCCUGCUAACUCUGUUUUUGAUGCAAAGCGGUUGAUUGGUAGGAGAUUUAGUGAUUCCUUAGUUCAGAAUGAUAUCGAGCUUUGGCCAUUCAAGGUCAUUGAAGGUCAUGCCGACAAGCCUAUGAUUGCGGUCACUUAUAAGGGUGAAGAGAAACAAUUUCCAGCUGAGGAAAUCUCAUCGAUGGUCCUCCAAAAGAUGCGUGAGAUUGCCGAGGCCAACCUUGGCACAACUGUGAAGAAUGCUGUAGUCACUGUCCCAGCCUACUUCAAUGACUCACAACGUAAGGCCACAAUGGAUGCCGGAGGCAUUGCAGGACUCAAUGUCAUACGAAUAAUCAGUGAACCAACGGCUGCAGCCAUUGCUUAUGGUCUUGAUAAGGUGGGCAUUGGUAAGAAAAAUGUGUUGAUCUUUGAUUUGGGUGGUGGUACUACAGAUGUCUCAUUACUUACCAUUGAUAAGGGUACUUUUAAAGUGAAGGCCGUUGCUGGAGAUACUCACCUCGGAGGUGAGGAUUUUGACAAUAGAAUGUUAAAGCACUUCGUUGAAAUAUUUAAGAGGCAACACAAUGAGAACAUUAGUAAAAAUGUCAAAUCUCUGAGGAAGUUGAAAACUGAAUGUGAGACUGCAAAGAUUAUUCUUUCUGCUGCAAGUGAGACUACCAUUGAUGUUGAGUCUUUAUAUAAUGAUAUUGAUUUCACCUCAAGUAUUACCCGGGCCAAAUUUACAGAACUAAAUAUGGACUUGUUUAGGAAGUGUAUUGAGCUUGUUGAGAAGUGUUUGACUGAUGCUAAGAUGGACAAGAGAGAAGUAGAUGAGGUUAUUCUUACUGGUGGUUCUUCCAGAAUUCCAAAGGUGCAAGAGCUGUUGCAAAAAUUCUUUAAUGGAAAGCAGCUUAGCAAGGGCAUCAACCCAGAUGAAGCUGUGGCUUAUGGAGCUGCUGUUCAAGCUGCAAAUUUGGCUGGUAUGGGUAAUGAAAGGGUGCAAAAAAUUAUGCUCUUGGAUGUCAUCCCUCUGUCCCUUGGGGUGGAGGUCCGUCAAGGUGAGAUGUUCGUUGUGAUUCCGAGAAAUACCGCCAUUCCCGCCAAGAAUGAGUGUUAUUUUUCCACCCAGUUUGACAACCAAACGUCUAUUUUGUUCCCUGUUUAUGAAGGUGAGAGAGCAAGAACUGUGGAUAACAAUUUGUUGGGAAAACUUCAGCUUUCCUCCAUUCCUGCAACACGCAGGGGUGUCGCUAAGGUCAAAGUAUGCUUUGAGAUAGAUGCCAAUGGUAUUUUGAAUGUUUCUGCGGUGGAGCAGACCACCGGCAUAAGUUGCAAGAUCACCAUCAACAAUGACAAGACGAGGCUGUCCAAGGAAGAGAUUGAAAGGAUAGUUCAAGAUGCAGAGAAAUACAAGGUUGAAGACGAAGAGCACAAGAAGGGGGUUACGGCUAAGGAGGCUUUGGAGAAGUAUACAUUCAAAAUGGGGAACAUUAUCAAUGAUAAGAAAAUUGGUGACAAACUUGACACUACUAGUAAGGAGACGAUUGAGGCAGCUAUUGACCAGGCAAUUCAUUGGUUAGAUGGCAUCCAGCUCGCGGAGGUACAUGAGUUUGAGGAGAAACUGACUCAACUGAAGUUAAUCUGCAAUCCCAUCAUUCAAAAGAAUGUUGAGAAGUGUUUGACUGAUGCUAAGAUGGACAAGAGAGAAGUAGAUGAGGUUAUUCUUACUGGUGGUUCUUCCAGAAUUCCAAAGGUGCAAGAGGUUAUUCUUAAUGGUAUCUUGAAUGUUUCUGCUGUGGAGCAAACCACUGGCGUGAGUUGCAAGAUCACCAUCACCAAUGACGAGGCGAGACUGUCGCAGGAAGAGAUCAGUAGGAUUGUCCAGGACGCAGAGAAAUACAAGGUUGAAGAUGAUGAGCACAAGAAGAUGUUUAAAGCUAAGGAGGCUUUGGAGAACUAUGCUUACCAAAUGAAGAACAUUAUCAAUGAUAAGAAGAUUGGUGACAAGCUUGACGCUGCUGGUAAGAAGAAGAUUGAAGCUGCUAUUAGGCACGUGACUCAAUGGAUAGAUGGUAUCGAACAUGCAGAGGCAGAUGAGUUUGAGGACAAGUUGAUUGGACUUGAGUUCAUCUGCAUUCCCAUCAUUGCAAAGAUAUCUAGACAACAAUGCUUGAACGAGGAAGCACAUGACGAACACAUGUGUUCUCCGAAGCUUCCCCCUACCUUAACUGGUUAUGGAGUGACGCUACACCUCCGUGAAAAGGUCUCAACAGAGUGUCUAAAAUGCCAAAGAAAGGAAAUAUCGAAGGGGUUAAGUGGGUGGUCCUAUGAAUCGACUUGUGGCCAAUAUUGCUAUCACGUGGCAUGUGUGAAGGACUUAAUUCUUGAGAAUGAACAGAAUAAUGUGUUGCUGCAGAAUAUGGUUCCAGGCGGAAAUAAGGCUAGUAAGUAUGGGUGGAUGGCAAAAGUUGCUCUCAAGCUCAUUUUUUCAGUCAUCUAUGUGGAUCCAAUUACCAUGAUUGAUACUGCUUACGAGUUGAUUUCAAGCUGAUUUAUUUAAUGACAGGAUGGGAAGUUUGUGUAUGUGCGCAUGUUUUUUCUUUUGGAUGAAUUGUAGUACGCUGUUUGGUGUUAUAAAUUAUGUUCUUUAAACCAAUAAUUUAUGUUCGUGGUGGGUUGAUCUGAACCUCAUUAUUUCAGCCAUCAACUCUUGUUGA
Molecule: messenger RNA, 3079 nt
Organism: Corylus avellana
Lineage: Eukaryota; Viridiplantae; Streptophyta; Magnoliopsida; Fagales; Betulaceae
Product: heat shock cognate 70 kDa protein 2
Molecular function (GO): ATP-dependent protein folding chaperone; ATP binding
Source: RefSeq, a predicted model, not a curated record